This is a messenger RNA of Kockovaella imperatae, 1158 nucleotides long. RefSeq lists its product as hypothetical. The coding region runs from base 1 to 1158 and encodes 385 amino acids. The transcript has 2 exons. Lineage: Eukaryota; Fungi; Basidiomycota; Tremellomycetes; Tremellales; Cuniculitremaceae. The record is from RefSeq and is a predicted model, not a curated record.
AUGGACCCGAUUAUUGUCCCUUCUCCCGUGAACGAAAGACCUGCCUUGUCUGUCCUGCCAUGUCUUCGUCCCGCGACUGUCGGAUCUUCUAUACCACCGACUAUUCCCGAAGAUCCCAUUCAACCUCAAUUAUCUAACGCCAUCGCCUCUUCAUCCACUCUACCCCUCGAAGCAGUCCCAAAUCUUCCCAGACCCCUUCGUUCCUGCCUGUCACCUUCCCGCCGACCAUCCAUCUGCCCUACUCCUGAACGCGUUCCAUCUUCCCGUGCCACAUCGUUCUCUUCUGACGCCUCAUUCGAGAACGGUUGGAGACGAACAAAAUCCGUCCGCUGGGAAGGCGAGGAUCAAGGCUGUGCCGUGACCUCCUAUCACUCCACUUGGAGCUCAUUAGAGUACGAUCGUUCGCCCCUGGAGCCGCCUUCAGAAGCCGAACGAACCUGUGUCUUGCCGGAGAGGGAUAGUCGAUGCCUUCGCACCAAGAUUGAUUGCUUUACCUCAUCGGCCAUCCUAGACGAGUUUUGCGAAUCACCAGUAGACGAACGUGACGCAUCUCGAGAUCUCAUUAUCACUCCAUUGUUCGCCGAAGAUGUUUCCAUCGAAGAUUGCUCCUCGACCGACGUAUCGGAUACAGAAGACCGCGAGGACGAAGAGGAUAGAGAGUGGGAAGCGUGCAUGGAACGCCGACGUAUGAUGUUCGCUAUGCGAGCUCAGGAGCUCAAGUCGGAGGAACAUCAGCCUGAGUUCGAAGGGUAUCGAAGUCUCUCGGCGACUUUGGCGGAGCUGCUCAAGAGUGUUGGAGCGUCUGAUGAUGUCGCCAUGGGACCUUCCGGUGGCCCAUCAGUGCACGUGCUGUCGAUGCAGAAUCUCGAAGAUCAAGAGGACGGCAGUGUUGCGGAAGCGCCGACGAACAAUUUGGUCCUUUUAUCUCACCCUAUAAUGCCGACUCCCAGUCUACUCUCCUCAGCGGGUAGCGAAGACGAUAGCGUUAUUGUUACCAGCCCUUCUCAACCGACAGCCGCGCAAAUCAUCCUUGCACCUCUCUCGUUCGAUGCAGACAAACAAGCCGUAGAUCCGGCCGACAAGGCGCUCUUCAUCGCCUCUUGCAUGGUGGUACAGGAUGGCAUUAUGACAGUUGCAGCUCCCUCUGCAGAGCUGUAG